AGCGGCGGCGGCGGCGGCGGCGGCGUCUUCGCUCGCGCCAAGAUGGCGGACGAGGCGGGCGAGGGGCUGCCGCGCUCCGUCCUGCCGGGCCCGCUGAGGGGCGGCGGCGGCGGCGGCGGCGGGGGGGGCUCGUCGUCGUCGUCGUCCUCCUCCUCGGCGCUCCCCGCCGCCGCCGCCGCCGCCGCCGCCGCCGCCUCCCCGCCGCCGCCGCCCGCCGCCCCCUCCGCGGCCGCGCUGGCGGGCCCGCGCGUGGUGCGCAUCGUGAAGUCGGAGUCGGGCUACGGGUUCAACGUGCGCGGGCAGGUCAGCGAGGGCGGACAGCUGCGCAGCAUCAACGGCGAGCUCUACGCGCCGCUGCAGCACGUCAGCGCCGUCCUGGGCGGAGGGGCGGCCGAGCGCGCCGGCGUCCGCAAGGGCGACCGCAUCCUGGAGGUAAAUGGCGUGAACGUGGAAGGGGCCACCCACAAGCAGGUGGUGGACCUGAUCCGGGCUGGCGAGAAGGAGCUGAUCCUGACUGUGUUGUCAGUGCCCCCCCACGAGGCUGACAACCUGGACCCCGGCGACGACUCCCUGGGCCAGUCCUUUUACGACUACACGGAAAAGCAGGCCGUGCCCAUCUCCAUCCCCACCUACAAGCACGUGGAGCAGAAUGGUGAGAAGUUCGUGGUUUAUAACGUUUACAUGGCAGGCCGGCAGCUGUGUUCGAAGCGGUACCGCGAAUUUGCCAUCUUGCACCAGAACCUGAAGCGGGAGUUCGCCAAUUUUACUUUCCCCCGCUUGCCGGGCAAAUGGCCGUUCUCGCUGUCGGAGCAGCAGCUGGACGCCAGGAGGCGGGGCCUCGAGGAAUACCUGGAAAAGGUGUGCUCCAUCCGGGUGAUCGGGGAGAGUGAUGUCAUGCAGGAAUUCCUGUCGGAAUCGGAUGAGAAUUUCAAUGGGGUGUCGGACGUGGAACUCCGAGUGGCCCUUCCAGAUAUCACAACAGUGACCGUCCGGGUUAAAAAGAACAGCACCACCGACCAAGUCUACCAGGCCGUUGCUUCCAAGGUUGGGAUGGAUGGCACAACAGCAAACUACUUUGCUUUGUUUGAAGUGAUCAAUCAUUCUUUCGUGCGGAAGCUGGCGCCCAACGAGUUCCCCCACAAGCUGUACGUGCAGAACUACACCUCGGCCGUGCCGGGGACCUGCCUGACGAUCAGGAAGUGGCUGUUCACCACCGAAGAAGAGGUUCUCCUGAACGAUAACGAUCUGGCGGUCACGUACUUCUUCCACCAGGCGGUCGACGAUGUGAAGAAAGGGUACGUCAAAGCCGAGGAGAAGUCCUACCAGCUGCAGAAGCUUUGCGAGCAGAGGAAGAUGGUCAUGUAUCUGAACAUGCUGCGGACUUGCGAGGGCUACAGCGAGAUCGUCUUCCCCCACUGCUCCUGCGACUCACGCCGCAAAGGCCACGUGGUCACGGCCAUCAGCAUCCAGCACUUUAAGCUCCACGCUUGCACCGAGGAGGGCCAGCUCGAGAACCAGGUCAUCGCUUUUGAAUGGGAUGAGAUGCAGCGGUGGGACACCGACGAGGAAGGGAUGGCCUUCUGCUUCGAAUACGCGCGGGGGGAGAAGAAGCCGCGAUGGGUCAAGAUCUUCACCCCUUACUUCAACUACAUGCACGAGUGUUUUGAACGCAUUUUCUGCGAACUGAAGUGGCGGAAAGAGGUGGAAGAGGAGGCAACCGACAAGGACAACAAGAAUUGCAGCGAGGACAGCAUGUGCAGUAAGAAUAUCUUCCAGGUGAUGCGGACGCAGCACAGAGACAUUGCGACUUGAGCCUCUUUGGACAACCGACAAAAGCGUAUUACCCCUUUCCCAGCCCGUCCUGAAAAAUUAACACUUUUCAAAAUGGGGGGGAAAAAAAGAGAAAGAGAGAGAGGGAAAUGUUUUAUUGUAUUAAACUCAUAUUAAUUCCAUUUGUGAAUGUCCUGUUAAGCAAUGGGGUGGGAGGGGACAGGGAGACCACCAUUAUCCAGAUCAAGGGAGUGGGGCGCCCGGUUUGUUGCCAGCAAUUAUGUUUUUAUUUUUUUAUUUUUUUAUUUUUUGGUAGUUUGUCCCCUACCAUUUUUGGAGUGACCUGUUGUUGGAAGGUAGACGGCGCUGAACUUUUUUUUUUUUUUUCCUUUUAACAACUGGAUGGAGACUCGUACAUCCAUUUGCACUGUUUGGAAUAUAUAUGUAUGUAUGUAAAAACAAAUAUAUAUAUAGACAAACUUAUCACGCCCCUAUAUACAUAUAUAUAGUUUUUCAUAUUGGUGGCUGUUACAUUAGAGGCACUUGUCUUUCUGCGGGGAGAUGGGAAAUUGGCUUUCCCUCUUGGGCCCCGUACGGGAAUUCCCUGGAGCUGAAAUACAGUUUGAACCCCUUCAAAGGGCGGCCCAGGCUUUGCAAUCUCGCGGGGAAUGUGAAUGUGCCGUUUAGAUCACCCCUCGCCCGGCAUUGAAGCUGAAACUUCAAAAAGUGGGAGCGUUUUGACCAAACCUUUGGGUUAAAUCGGGACUGAGAUGGCCAGGUGUACGUUUACGGUGAUAAGUACAGGUCCCUUGCUGGGGUUGAAACGCAAAAUCUAGCUUCAGCUUCUGCGCUUGUAACUUCCCUCUUCUCCCCCCCUUCCUCCUCCCUGGUGAUAUUAAAACUUCCUUGGUUUCGUAUUUCAGCAUUUCAGAUUUUGUGUUUGGCUGAGAAGUAGGAGAGAAUUUUCCCCCCCUCCUUUUCGGUAGUCUGAAGGUGGAACUUGCAACCAGCUUAAGGCGGUGGGUAAGGGUGAGAAUUUGUUCUAUGCCUGCACUUCCCCUUGGGUAAACAAAUCCUACUUUUCCCCGCCAAAGCCCUUUGCCAAUUUGUUGCUCAACGGCUGAGGCCAGGCUUGUCCCUGGGCAGCCAGUUGCUAACCGCAAAAACGGUCAUGCAGCUGGACCAGGGCCAUUCUCAGCCAAGCUGCAGGAACGGGGAGGCUGGCGUGGCAUCUGAAAAAAGUGGCUGCGUUUCAGUUUUGGGGAGAGAAAGUGGGUGGCAGCACGUGCCUGGGAUGGUAGAAGAGGCAUCCGUUGGAUCUCAGGGUGGCAAGGGAGUAAUGGCAGCCAUGUGCCCUCGAUGGUAAGAGAUGCUCCUGAAUGCACUAAAAAGCAUGCAAUUACUCCAUGGCCAAAAGAUCCUUCUGGGGAGUUCGUCAGAGUCUGUGUGGCUGCUCAAUUUUAGAAAUGAAGAGGGAGGGCAAGGGCAUGCGCUGCGUAGACCUCAGCUUGGUUUCCUAUUAAAAGGAUGAAUGCUUGCCCUAGCCCUGAGAAUCCACCGAUCCAACUAAUAAUGGCAAGAAGGGCCAUCUGUACCGGGGCUUUCUUCUGGAGUGUUGAGACAGCCAGAAUUCGAGAGCUAGUAGGAUUUGCUGGAAGGGGACCGUAGCUCAAAGGCAGCAGGGGUGUUUUGCACGCAGGCUCGUCUCCUUAAGGACUAGCGCCUUGCUUUAGCCCAAAGGAAACAACACCAAGAAAAAACGAGAGCUUUGGCAUCCUAGCCCUAAGUGCAAAUUCGGCUGUGCUGUGUUUAGUGGACGGGGGGUAUACGCUUGAAGUAAUAAGUCUUGGAGAGCGCCGAAGCAACAUACCUCCCUCUCCUUGAUUCUUAACCAGGAUAAUGCUUUGGGGACGAUGCCUUAGUGGUUGAUUCAGGAUCCUGGCUCCCACAACCACCCUGGCCAGGUUUUAAAGCAAAUGCUCUGGGUGCAAGCAAUAUCCGAGGGUGGCGGGAUCAAAGGGGUCUGAACGCACUCCCGGAUGGGAAAGAAAGGACCAGUCGCUCUUAUCCGGGCAGCAGAGCUUCUUGCUAAAAGUUUGUCCGCUGUUUCCCCAUCAAAAGCACUUCAAGUGUUUCGGCUUCGUUUCCGACGGCCUCCUCAGAGCCCCAUCGAGCCGGCGUGAGUGCCCGUUUUGAAUUGCAGUCCGUUACCCAUUUCUGAGCAAAAGGCGACAUUUGCGGCAUUUCCUGCCUGGGUACGGAUGUUCCCUCCUCCAUUCCUCCAGGAUGCAGCAUGUAAAAAAGGCAUCUUGCUGCAAAAAAAGAACCCGCCAUUGUUUUUUUUUUCCCCCAACUGCAAUAACUGUGUGGAAUCACUUUGAGGCUUGAUUGAUUGUUUCCAUUACAGAAUUGUGAGUUGCUGUAACACCACAGCCUGCUAUCAAAGGAUCAGGAUGAAAAACGUCUCCAUCUGACCCCCAAUUUCCUCUUUUUCUUUUUUU
Messenger RNA from Candoia aspera, 4271 nucleotides. RefSeq names its product sorting nexin 27 (gene SNX27). Gene Ontology annotation, molecular function: phosphatidylinositol-3-phosphate binding; protein binding. Gene Ontology annotation, biological process: intracellular protein transport; signal transduction; endocytic recycling. The record is from RefSeq and is a predicted model, not a curated record. The transcript has 13 exons. The coding region runs from base 43 to 1812 and encodes 589 amino acids. Lineage: Eukaryota; Metazoa; Chordata; Lepidosauria; Squamata; Candoiidae. Gene Ontology annotation, cellular component: early endosome.